This is a messenger RNA of Panonychus citri (citrus red mite), 2620 nucleotides long. RefSeq names its product motile sperm domain-containing protein 2-like. The coding region runs from base 217 to 1842 and encodes 541 amino acids. Lineage: Eukaryota; Metazoa; Arthropoda; Arachnida; Trombidiformes; Tetranychidae. The record is from RefSeq and is a predicted model, not a curated record. The transcript is spliced from 2 exons.
UUCGUUUCAUCCUGAUGUUACCUUGUUCUUAAUGAGAUUGAGGAACCAUUUUUUUCCUCAAUUUUUGUUUUGUUUCUUUAUUUUUUCAUUUUCUUUUUGUUAAUUACUCAAUUUCAAUUCUAAUGUUGAUUCAUUUGAACAGUGACUUUUGAGAAAAGUGUUUUCCUUUUCUUUAUAUUCUACUUGUUGUUCUCUCUGUGUUUUCUUUUGGGAAUUAUGUCCAACAACAACAAGGAAAGGACCAAUCGAAGUGGUGAAGCAGUUAAACAGAUUCGCCAAUCUAUUGAAGAUGAUUACAGAAAAGAUCCAGAUUUAUUCGAUGAGACUGAUUAUAAGCGAGUGUUGAAUGAUGAUUGGUUUGUGAAGAGAUUUUUAUUGAUUUCUAAAAGGAAAGUUGAUCUUGGUUAUAAGGCGUUAAGAGCUGCUCUUUGUUGGAGAAAAGAAAUGAACCUGAGAUCAAUGAAAGAUUAUAAUUUCCCUGUUGAAAUUUUCACUAGCAGUUUACUUUUUCCUUAUGAAUGUGACAGGGAAGGUCACCCUGUUGUCUAUCUUCGUGUUUCUAAGUAUCGAAAGAUACCAGAGAUGGAAAAUAUUCUUCGACAAUAUGUAAUCCAUUUGCUGGAUAAAAUGGAUUCUUUCACUAAUGGAAAUGGUAUCGGUAUGAUCUUUGACCUUACUGGUGCUUCUACUUCAAGUAUUGAUUGGACCUUUUUGAAAUAUUUCACCGACACUGGAACCAAUUACUUUCCCUAUUCCAUCAAGUAUGUCCUCAUCUAUAAUCUUCCCUGGUAUUUAAACGCCAUCCAAAAGGUUGCCCUUUCCUUGGUACCAAAGGAGAACAUGGGAAUCAUCAAAUUCGGCAAAGGACCACAAAUUUUUGAUUAUGUCGAUGAGAAUAAUUUACCUGAUUUCCUGGGUGGAUCAUGUACUCGAGAUUAUCGUUACUCUCCUAAAGGUGCUCCCAAACUGGAGGAAAUGCUGUUGAAAGCUGAUGAAUUAAAUAAUCAGCAAAUUGACAAGAUUGUCUCAAUAUUUACAGAGAUGUCGAUACCUGAUAAAGAAACCGAGGGUAAAACUUAUAUCAAUCCAACAAAUAUGUAUGAUGAGAAAGCAAAUGACAAUUUAAUCAAAACAACAGCUAUUGAAGUUACACAAGAAGCACCAGAAAUGAACCAAACCUACUUGAUCAUUGAACCAAAUCAGUUAAUAUUUUCUGAUAACUUGGAUAAUGAACAUUUGUCAAGUCAACUGUUAAUCCAUAAUAUCUGUGAUAAGGUGAUUGCCUUUAAAAUCAAGUCCAACAAUAGCCUAAAAUACCGAGUGACCCCUGCAAUUGGAUUAAUUUUACCCAAAUCAACAUUUAAAGUUAAUCUUGUCCGAUUGAUUGGACUCGAAGGUAUCGUCCGAAAUAAUAAAAUUGACAAAAUUUUGAUUGAAAGUCAACCCGUUACUGUAAAAUCAAUGACUGGUUCAGAAUUUUACAAUCUAUGGUGCAAUCAGGAUGAAGAAAAUAAACAAUUGAUCAAAUCUCAUUGUAUUACCUGUAAAAUUAACAAAAGCUCAACUGGUGAGAAAAAGAAAGUCCAUCGAGUCCAUUUCAAGGCCCGUGAAGAUGAACAAGACUCGAAGAAGCAACAGCAACUCCAUAUACACCAACGAAUGGCAGUUCUUCAGAAAAAAUAUAUUUCCUUCGAGAGUCAACAUAAUAAAACUUCACUCAUAUUCAGCAUCACGAUAACAUUUUUCAUCAUAAUCAUGUCCUACUUUCUGGCCACUCAUUCGGACCUCAAAACUGUUCGUUACCUACGAAACAACGCAACCUUAAUUUCAUCGGACCAAUAAUCUGUUAAUCUUCAAAUGAUUGAUUUACCUGUUAGAAUGAACAAAGAAAUUACCUUUUGAUUAACUUAAACAUUUACCAUGAUGAGGCUACAAUUUUUUUGGACAAUUAACUCACUUACCUUGACCAUUCAAAGCAAAUGAUAAAUUGUCGAGAGGCUGAAUCACUUAUUUUGAUCGUUAAUUCAAUUGUAGCUGAUGUGACGAGCAACCAAUGUUUAAUAUUCACGUUUCAUGGGACUAAAUCAAGUGAUCAAGUGAUAAUUAAUUAAAUUGUAAUUUAAGGAGUUUUUUUUUCUCUCAAAAAUUUGCUUAAUCUAAAAGUUAAUUACUUGUUUAGAUGAUGAGAGGUCACAAAUUUUCAUACUCACCUUGAAACUUUUUUGAUUAUUUGGAUUAUUGUAAAUUUUGAUCAAUGGAUUGUGAUAUUUGAUUAACUACAAUCAACCAAUUAAUCAUGUAAAAGUAAACAAGCUAUAGCAAACAAAAAGUUUAAUCAACUCAACAUGGAAAACAAUAAUUACCAAGCAGUUUGAUUACCAAUUAUCCUUCAAUUAACUAAAUCAAUUUCUUUAAUUUUUGUCAUAUUUUUGAUUUUCUUUCUCUUCUAAAUCAGUCACAAAUUUUAAUCACUUUUCUUUGAUUGUAAUUUCUUUUUCUUAUCAUUUCAAUUAAUAUCAUUUACGUUUAUUGUUAAUUUUUGUAUUUUAAUUGUACGAUUAUCUUUAAUUUCGUUAUAUUGUGUAACUGAAAAAUUAAUAAAUCAGUUGUUGAUUAUUAA